This is a messenger RNA of Anguilla rostrata (American eel), 2959 nucleotides long. Its product is annotated as zinc finger protein 572-like. The record is from RefSeq and is a predicted model, not a curated record. The coding region runs from base 480 to 2561 and encodes 693 amino acids. NCBI's taxonomy places the organism in Eukaryota, Metazoa, Chordata, Actinopteri, Anguilliformes, Anguillidae. The transcript has 7 exons.
GAAUCAGGUAGGUGUGAUUUUUGUGGAAAAGAAGAAAUGUAAUCAUAGGACAAAUAUAGGACAGAAGGAAGAAUGUUGAUAUAAGUGCAGUAGAUAGAGGAGGUACUUAAUGUACGAAAAAUUCUGAAAAAAUAUACAGGGAUAGAAGCAGGACAUUUUUCAUACAGUACUUGAAAGCGAUGGAGUUGAUUCAUAGAAUUAGAGUUUUUUUAAGAACCCCAAGUCGCGGUAAUGCACCCUUAGGUGUUUUCCGAAUGCAGUGAAAACCAAACUGAAUGAGAUGAAAAUUUUGGCUUUUAUACUGACUUUAUUUUCGUCUCGGCGUUGUCACGGAAGUCAUCCUCCUUUUGUUCCACGUUGCUACGAGUACGCAUGCGUUCGUACAAGUAGAAGUAACUGAUUGUCGGUGUUUGCUUUUGCCAGAACGAAAACCUUGCAAGGCUGGUUGUUCUACAACAGUUCCAAAAUUUAGGUCUUUGAUGGAAACGCUGAGCAUUGCAGAGAAGGAGGUGGGAGAUCCCGCUCUCCUUGUCUCCUCCCUGCACCUGCUGGUUCCUCCACUUCAACUCCUCUCUGCCGCCAUGUGGCAAGUGCUGCAGCAGCAGGUCGUGUUGCAUUAUGGGAAACUGGAGGAGUUUGUGUCUCUGGUGAUGGAGACGUUCCCAGAGCUGCUGAGUGAGAGCCAGAGGACCGAGCUCACUCUGGGGCUGCAGGACAUGUCCCCAGCAGAGACUGGCUGUAAAACUGACCCAGCUCUAGAGGUUCUGUUGUGGGAGUUCCUUUCCAGACUGGAUCAGCUGCUGCCGGUACCAGACCUCAAACAGACAGUGUUCUGGCUCAGUGCUGCCCCCUCUGUCCUGGAGGUCUGUGUGCAGUCUGUUUCUUACCCAGACCAGCUGAAGACCCUUCUCAGGCACCAUAGAAGUCUUGGAAAGUUGGACGUGAAUGGGACACAUCCCUCCAUGGAGGACUACAAGCUGUCCUCUAUGUCCUGCCCUCCCUCUCAAAGUGUGGUGGAUUCUACCAAGCUGACGAACAGCAACAGCCAAUCGGAAUCCAUAACUGACUGCAUGAACUGUUUAAGCCCCGCCUCUUCAGGUGAAGACAUAAAUGCAGAAUCUUUGAUAGACAGCUCAGAUUACACAGGAGUAGAGCCAAAGCCAAGUUUGAACAGAUGUGAAGACACAGAGGAGAAGACAGAGAGGAUGAGUGGAUAUCUGUUGAGCAGAGAGCAAGAAUACAAACUAACCAACAUGAAGGAGGAAGAGGAAGAUGGGGAGAGGCAGAGUGUGAAAAUGGAGUUGGAGGAUGAUGUGAAAGAUGAAGAGAGAGACUGGAAGGAGGAAGGAAAAGAGAGGGAUGAUCAGAGGGAGGGAUGUGCAGCUAUCAAUCAAACUAUCCAAACUGACAAACUGGUGAAGAACGAAGUAAAAUCAAAACACGUUCAACAGGAAGAGGAGGAGGUGUCUUCCUUGGUGACUUUCUGUCUGUUGCAACAGCACAGAGAGUGGAUUCCCCAACUAGAAUUUACUAAUGGCUCAGUUCCUGUGCCAUCACCUUUGUCAUCUCAGUUGGAGAGACCCUUGAAACUGCUGCCAUCUUCAUCAGAGAAUGGGAUCUGUGCUGAGGCCUCCCUUAUUUUUCCUGUCAUCUCCCCCAGGAACCAAAACGCAGGACAAGCUGCUGAGGUGUCGUCUCAGGUCUUUGCCUGCUCCCAGUGCCCAUUCGUUCACACAGAGGAAAUGAAUCUUCAGCAGCACAUUGAGAAGGUUCACCCAACAGAGCUCAAAAUGACUCUGAGGUCCCAUCAUCUUCCCAGAAGCACACAACAGCUCCCCAACUCCGCUAAGACACUCCCCACCCUGACACAGUCCCACACAGGCACUCCAGGGGCCCACCCAUGCUCCCAGUGCGGGAAGACCUUCAAAUCAAAAUUUCUGUUGACCACACACAAAGGAAUGCAUAAAAGAGAGCGUCCGCAUCAGUGCUCCCAGUGUGAGAACAGUUUCAGUAGUUCACAUUAUUUAAAGAUACACCAGCGAACCCAUACAGGGGAGCGCCCAUACCCCUGCUCCCAUUGUGGGAAGAGUUUUGCUCAAUCAGAUAAACUGAAGGUACACGAGCGAAUUCAUACUGGCGAGCGCCCAUACCGCUGCUCUCAGUGUGGGAAGAGCUUCAUUCAGGCUGAUAAGCUUAACCUACACCAGCGCACUCAUACAGGGGAGCGGCCUUACCACUGCUCCCUGUGUGGGAAGAGUUUCACUCAGUCUAGUACUUUGAAGCAACAUCAGCGAACUCAUACAGGGGAACGGCCUUACCGCUGCUCUUUGUGUGGAGGCAGUUUCACUCAGUCGAGUGCUUUGAAGCUGCAUCAGCGAACUCAUACAGGUGAGCGCCCGUACCACUGCCUGCAAUGUGGGAAGAGUUUCAGCAGCUCAAGUAAACUGAAGCUACACCUGCAAACUCAUACAGGUGAGCGCCCGUACCACUGCUCCCACUGUGGGAAGAGUUUCACUCGUUCGGAUUACCUGGUCAUACACCAGCGUACCCACGUACCAUAGGGCCUGUUUCCCUGCUCCCAGUACAGGGAGAACUUCAAUAAUUCUGUCAUUACCAGGGACAUUCCAGUAUUGUAGUAAGUGUUGAGGUUAAAACGGGUUCCUAUCAAGGACUUGCAAAUUGCCUAGGAUUUAAAAAGUAUUUUCAAUAUUUGGAUGUAAAAAGAAAGCUGAGAAUGAAGUUGAAGUUGAAAACUGGGAGUAUAUGUUCAAACCACAUGUUAUUUUUAUUUCGGAUAAACUUCCCUCCUUAAACUUACACUCUGGUGGUUACCAGAACUAUUGCUGUUUUUUUUGGCGUAUAAUCAAAAUCACCAUUACAAUUACAUGUGCAUAUAUCGGCCCUACAUUACGUUCAUAAACCUGUGACGGUUUAUAAUAUUAUUUCCUUACAUGUACGC